CUGCCCGUAUAUAAAAGCUUUGGGUCCGGGCUGGACAUUCAGUCUUGUGGCAACAGCAGAUCUGAGGUGUUGUGUGAGGUGCUCCCCUAGCUAAAAGAAUCGACAUGGCAUUCAAGGUUGUUAUGGUCCUGGCCGCGGCCGCGGUGGCGUCCGCCAUCCCCGUCCCCGGCAUUGUCGACUACGGCCACGCCGGCCUCGGUGGCCUGUCCUACGCCGCAGCCCCCGUCGCCUACGCCGCCCCCAUUGCCCACGCCCCCGUCCACCACGUCGUCGCCGAGCCUGUGGCACAUCCGGCCUACGCCUUCAAGUACGGCGUCCACGAUGCCCACACCGGUGACGUGAAGAGCCAGUCCGAGCACCGCGACGGCGACGUCGUCAAGGGCGAGUACUCCCUCGUGCAGCCCGACGGCACCACCCGCACCGUGCACUACACCGCCGACGACCACAACGGUUUCAACGCCGUCGUCACCAACUCCGGCCACGCCGUGCACCCCCAGAUCGUGCACGCCGCCCCCGUGGUGCACGCCGCCCCCGUCGUCCACGCCGCCCCCGCCGUCGUCUCCUACGGAGUCGGUCAUGGUCUCGGUCAUGGUCUUAGUCAUUACUAAUAAGCUAGAAUUAUUAACUCAAUCAACCAAGACCAACCUCUUGACCUCAAUGUACCUGGACUCGCAUACGUCACCUCAUCUGUAAUAAACACUGACCUGCCAUACGAACCAAAAGCCA
Molecule: messenger RNA, 726 nt
Organism: Frankliniella occidentalis (western flower thrips)
Lineage: Eukaryota; Metazoa; Arthropoda; Insecta; Thysanoptera; Thripidae
Product: cuticle protein 8-like
Exons: 3
Coding region: 105-608 (167 amino acids)
Cellular component (GO): extracellular matrix
Source: RefSeq, a predicted model, not a curated record